CUGAUCCACACUGGAGAGAGACCGUUCAGCUGUGGAGACUGUGGAAAGUCUUUUACCCACUCUGGAAACUUAAAAGCACACCAACUGAUCCACACUGGAGAGAGACCGUUCAGCUGUGGAGACUGUGGAAAGUCUUUUACCUACCCUGGAAACUUAAAAACACACCAACUGAUCCACACUGGAGAGAGACCAUUCAGCUGUGAUGAGUGUGGAAAGUCUUUUACCCAGUCUGGAAGCUUAAAAACACACCAAUUCCUCCACGGUGGAGUUAAAGCGUACAGCUGUGAAGAGUGUGGGAAGGAUUUUAUUAAGAAGGAUUCACUACAAAUCCAUCAGGUCAUCCACACUGGAGAGAGACCGUUCAGCUGUGACUUGUGUGGAAAGUCUUUUUCCUGGAAGAAAGCCCUAAAAAGACACCAUCUCAUCCACAGUGGACUUAAAGCGUACAGCUGUGAUCAGUGUGGCAGAGCUUUUACUCACAGUAGCAGCUUACGGAGUCAUCUAGUUACCCACUCUGGAAUUAAGGCAUACAGCUGUGACAUUUGUGGAAAAACUUUCAGCCAUGUAGGGUACAGAAAUAUUCACCUACGCGACGUUCGCGAUAAAAAGUAA
Messenger RNA from Maylandia zebra (zebra mbuna), 612 nucleotides. The record is from RefSeq and is a predicted model, not a curated record. Lineage: Eukaryota; Metazoa; Chordata; Actinopteri; Cichliformes; Cichlidae.